CAAAAAAAUUAACAUUUGUCAAAAGGAGUCCAACAUAAUUACAAGCAAGAAUAAGUCAAAUUGACAAAAACAUAUAAAUUAAAGUAUGCAAAUAAAUUAACUAAAUAUAUAAAAAAUAAAGAUUUAAGGAAAAGUAUUAAAUGAAAAUGGAAAAUUACCUCCAAAAUGUUGUCCCAUUGUUCACCACCUUAAAAAACCUUGAAAAUAAAAAAUUAAAUCAUUAGACUUCGAAAACACUCCAUUUCUAGGGUUUUAUUUUUUCCAUUUGAGCGGAGCUUCGAUUCUGAGUAUUCUCAUUUCCAGGGGAAAUCCGCCUGAUCUCAAUCAACAGCUUGGUGCAGGACCCAUUUUUAGAGCUGGUUUAUUUGUGAAUAUGAGCACCACAGUGCAGAGGACUCCUAAAUCGGGGAGGCAAUCGCUCUUUUUCCAUGACUUGGCAUCGCCCGUCUCUGCCCGGAGAGGGAAAUUUUCCAGUCCAGGUCAGGCAGCGGCAGUCUCAGCUCUAUGGCGUGAGAAUUUUGGGGGUUCGGAUCUUCCUCCUCCUCCUAUGUUUACUUUGGAGGACCGGUCGGAUUUUUCUCCCGAGUCUGGUAUACCUGAUUACCCUGUAUCUCCUGAGGUCAAGUCAGACCCUAGAGCACCAGUGCAAAAUUCGGGUCGUGAUUACUUGACUCCAGUUAAGAGCAAAUCAGAGGCUAGCACUUCGCUGGCUGUGGCGGGUGGGCAGAUGAAUCAGCAGGGAUCAUCAAGCUUGAAUUGGUGGUCACCAGCAAAAACAAGUAGUACCGAGCAGGAUGACAAGGGAAAAGGUUCACCUGUUGAGGGCAUAGUUCAGCCCAGUGCUUUGUUAACACUUCCACCACCGAGGGAAGUCGCAAGGCCUGAGGUGCAGAGGAAUUGCUUACCUUCUGGGAAUCUGGAUGAGGAAGAAUGGGUUACUGUUUAUGGAUUUCCCCCUGGUGAUACAAAUUUAGUUUUGAGGGAGUUUGAAAAGUGUGGUUUGAUCCUGAAGCAUGUUCCUGGACCAAGAGAUGCUAAUUGGAUGCACAUUCUGUACCAGAACCGAUCUGAUGCUCAGAAGGCUGUCAGCAAGAAUGGAAUGCAAAUUAAUGGAGUCUUAAUUGUUGGUGUGAAGCCAAUCGACCCAAUACAGCGCCAGGCUUUGAAUGAAAGACCCAACAAUCAGGGAUUCAUGACUUUACCCCCACCAUCAAGUAGAUCAUCCGAGUCUAAUAGUUUCAGUACCUCUCGCCCUUACUAUAUCCAAAAUGGCAAUGCCAGUGCACAACAGUCAGGAGGCGCCAUUGCUUCCCCAACCAAAUCAAUUGUGUCCAAAAUCAUGGAUUUAAUGUUUGGUGUUUAGGUUAGGUCAUUUCAGUCACACCCAUCCUUCUAUUUUCCUUGUGAGAUUUGGUUACAUAUCUUUGGCUUCAGUGAGUAAACAUUUUGCCCUGGGGGGAAGUUGCUAUACCUGAUGUAUGUUCUCACAGCAAAAUUUCAAUUGUGCAAGGCUGUAUGCCGCUUAUGAGGUUGAGAAAUGAUAACAAUCUGUCAUUUCUCUUGAAAUUCUGCCAUGUCAAAUAUCUUCGUCGUUGUUGAUUGGAUUUUUUUCCCUUCCCCAUUUGAUGGUAGAGAAUUUGAAUUUGAGACUUGAUUUAAGAACAAAUAUUAUCUCAUCUAGAAGUUAAGGUCUCACAACUCGAGCUUGUGUGGGGUUGACUGUUGUGCUUCAGGUUUUCUUCUUGACAAAAGGAAUGCAGGAAAGGGAAUAAAUUUUGUUUAUAUAU
Messenger RNA from Rubroshorea leprosula, 1787 nucleotides. NCBI's taxonomy places the organism in Eukaryota, Viridiplantae, Streptophyta, Magnoliopsida, Malvales, Dipterocarpaceae. The record is from the annotation of a GenBank genome assembly.